Messenger RNA from Salvia miltiorrhiza (redroot sage), 1427 nucleotides. Its product is annotated as autophagy-related protein 18a-like. Bases 200 to 1333 code for a protein of 377 amino acids. NCBI's taxonomy places the organism in Eukaryota, Viridiplantae, Streptophyta, Magnoliopsida, Lamiales, Lamiaceae. Gene Ontology annotation, biological process: nucleophagy; protein localization to phagophore assembly site; protein lipidation. The transcript has 4 exons. Gene Ontology annotation, cellular component: cytosol; extrinsic component of membrane; phagophore assembly site membrane. Gene Ontology annotation, molecular function: phosphatidylinositol-3-phosphate binding; phosphatidylinositol-3,5-bisphosphate binding; protein binding. The record is from RefSeq and is a predicted model, not a curated record.
UUUUUUCCUAACAAACAGUCGUUGCUUAUGUGUGUAUUCGUAAUUCAUAAAAAUCUUAAUUCGAAAAGGACUCGAGUCCUGAAACUGAAACUAGUCUUCUUCUCCUUCUCCGUCUCAAUCUCAACUCCUUUUUCUCUCUCCAAAAUCAUAUUUCUUCACCCACAAUCAUGCUACUGCACUCCAUACUUAUAAAACUUCAAUGUCGAUGAGCUCCCCACUCUGCGUCUCCUCCUGCUCCUCCCCGUCGUCGUCGGACUCCUCUUCCUCCGCCAUGCCUCCAUCCGUCCCCGUCCAAACCCCCAAUCCUGUGAAACCGGCGUCCGUACUCCGCUUCUCCUUCAAUCAGGACGCCAGCUGCUACGCUGUUGGCACAACCGACGGCUUCAUCGUCUUCAAGGCCGAUCCUUUCGCCGAAGCCUUCCGCCGCAACUUCUCCGGCGGCAUUGGCAUCGUUCAGAUGCUCUUCCGCUGCAACGUCCUCGCGUUAGUCGGCGCCUCUAAAUCUGACCGCAACAAGGUCAUGAUUUGGGACGAUCAUCUCAACCGCUGCAUCGGCGAGCUGUUGUUCCGGUCGGAGGUGCAGGCCGUCCGCCUCCGGACGGAUCGAAUCGUCGUCGUGCUGCUGCAUAAGGUUAAUGUUUAUAAUUUCUCCGACUUUAAAUUAACACACCAGAUUGAGACGCUGGAGAAUCCGCGGGGACUUUGCGAGAUUUCUCAAGCGAGAUCGAUGGUGCUAGUUUGUUUGGGAUUACAGAGGGGGUGCGUGCGGGUGGAGCAAUACGCGACGGCGAAGUGUAACCAUGUAAUGGCGCACAAUUCGAGCGUAGCUUUUGUUGCUUUGAUGGAUGAUGGUAGGCUGAUGGCAACCGCAAGCAGUAAGGGCACGCUGGUACGCGUGUUUACAACGAUGGAUGGAUCAUUGCUUAAGGAGCUGAGAAGGGGUUCAGAAAGAGCAGCAAUUUACAGCCUUUCAUUCUCUCCGACUGGCAGAUGGCUGGCUGCUUCAAGUGAUAAGGGAACUGUCCAUGUUUUUAGUUUAAAGGUUGAUUCAAGAUCUUCAAGGACCAGUCGUUCACAAGUAGCCGAAACAAAUGAGCUUGCUCUACUUUCCUUGUCACGUCUUUCCUUCAUCAAAGGUGUUCUGCCCAAGUAUUUCAGCUCGGAAUGGUCAGUGGCUCAAUUUCGCGUACAAGAAGGGUUGCAACACAUUGUUGCUUUCGGGUGCGAGGAGGACACAGUUGUUGUUGUUGGCAGUAAUGGAAGAUAUUAUAAAUGUCAGUUUGAUCCAGUGGUGGGUGGAGACAUGACCAAACUGGAAUCUCACAACUUCUGAUCCUGUCAUUGUGGUUUAUAUCUGUAUAGGCUAAUUAUUUAAAUGUGAAUAUAACUUUUAUUAAGUGAACAAAAAGGAAAGUAAGCUACAAGUA